Messenger RNA from Hemicordylus capensis (graceful crag lizard), 6909 nucleotides. It is a transcript of the gene KCNAB2, whose product is annotated as potassium voltage-gated channel subfamily A regulatory beta subunit 2. The transcript is spliced from 14 exons. The coding region runs from base 668 to 1858 and encodes 396 amino acids. The record is from RefSeq and is a predicted model, not a curated record. Gene Ontology annotation, molecular function: potassium channel regulator activity; transmembrane transporter binding; voltage-gated potassium channel activity. Gene Ontology annotation, biological process: regulation of potassium ion transmembrane transport; regulation of action potential; potassium ion transport. Lineage: Eukaryota; Metazoa; Chordata; Lepidosauria; Squamata; Cordylidae. Gene Ontology annotation, cellular component: membrane; juxtaparanode region of axon; voltage-gated potassium channel complex.
GGCGAAGACGCUCAGCACCCAAGACGGUCUCUGGGCGGAAGCCUCGGCCGCGGCACUCUCUUGGUUUGGGCUCCGCCAGGGUGGGCCGUGGGCUGCCUGUCGGACUGAGUUGGCGCGCCAAAGGGUCUGUUGCUGCUGCUUUUCCUGGGUUGCUUCCCCAAUCCCGCCCGUCUCUGGGGAGCCGAGUGGUGAAGGGACUCCGCUCCCCCUCUCGGGAUGAGUUGCCUCCCCUUGUGUCUGCCUCGCUCCCCAUGACGCAGCUCCUCAGCCCCGGGAGAGCAGCCGUUGGGGAUCCAGCCUCCGCGGCACGGAGAGGGCUGCUCCCCCGAUAGAGGGGACUCCGUCCCUGCGUGCUUGUCUCCUGCGGGGACCCCCCCAGACGGAGACACCGGAUCCCAAACCAGGAGGCGGGAUGACAGAGUCCACGUCCAACUGGACCUCCGGUUGCCACUAGGACUGAUCCGUGCGUCCUCCGGUGCCAGAAGCGGGUCCUGUGGUUGCGAGCAGCUGUGUGGGCAACGUCCAGGACUCGGGGUCCCGGUUUCUGUCGGGACUCGGGUCCUUCUCCGGAGCAUCCCGCGCAAGAGCGAGUGACGCCGCGCGGAGAGGGAGGCGGGUGGUUUGCAGCAGCCACGAGGAGAAAGAGGCUCUCCCCGAGGGGGACGCCAUGCAAGUUUCCUUCGUCUGCUCGGACCACAACAUUAAGAGCCGGAGUGCCGAGGACCGGCUCAACCGGCAGAAUGCCAGCAGCCCCAGCACCCGCGGCCGGUUCCGGGCGGUGGCCAUGGUGGCCAGGAGCCUGGGCCACCUCUCCAUGCACCAUGCACCGUCUUCCAGCGAGUCCAGCGUGAAACAGCCGGGCAUGAAAUAUAGAAAUCUCGGCAAGUCAGGACUGCGGGUUUCCUGUCUUGGUUUAGGAACAUGGGUCACAUUCGGAGGACAGAUCACAGAUGAGAUGGCGGAGCAGCUGAUGACGCUGGCCUACGACAACGGCAUUAACCUCUUCGACACCGCCGAGGUCUACGCUGCGGGGAAGGCUGAAGUUGUGUUGGGGAACAUUAUAAAGAAGAAAGGAUGGAGACGCUCCAGCCUGGUGAUCACGACCAAAAUCUUCUGGGGAGGAAAGGCUGAGACAGAGAGAGGACUUUCGAGAAAGCACAUCAUCGAAGGCCUGAAGGCUUCGUUGGAGCGCCUGCAGCUAGACUACGUGGACGUGGUGUUUGCCAACCGGCCGGACCCGAAUACGCCCAUGGAAGAGACGGUACGAGCCAUGACUCACGUGAUCAACCAAGGGAUGGCCAUGUACUGGGGGACUUCGCGCUGGAGCUCCAUGGAAAUUAUGGAAGCCUACUCAGUGGCUCGGCAAUUCAACCUCAUCCCUCCCAUCUGCGAGCAGGCGGAGUACCAUAUGUUCCAGCGGGAGAAGGUGGAGGUGCAGCUGCCGGAGCUUUUCCACAAGAUCGGUGUGGGAGCCAUGACAUGGUCCCCGUUAGCGUGUGGAAUUGUUUCAGGGAAGUACGAUGGAGGAAUCCCACCCUACUCCCGAGCGUCAUUAAAAGGUUACCAGUGGCUGAAAGACAAGAUCUUGAGCGAGGAAGGCAGGCGGCAACAAGCCAAGCUGAAGGAACUGCAAGCCAUUGCCGAACGGCUCGGCUGCACUCUGCCCCAGCUUGCCAUUGCCUGGUGUCUGAGGAAUGAAGGUGUCAGUUCGGUUCUGCUGGGAGCUUCCAAUGCUGAUCAACUAAUGGAGAAUAUUGCAGCAAUACAAUUUCUUCCCAAACUCUCCUCUUCUAUUAUCCACGAGAUCGAUAGUAUUUUGGGUAAUAAGCCCUACAGCAAAAAGGACUACCGGUCAUAAGCGGGGAUCCCGUCCACCUGGACUCUUCCUCCUCAACUCCUAGCCUCUCCCGUCCGCUUGCUUUAGCUGUAUCGAAGCCCAGUCUGAUCUGCACCCAAGAAAAACCACAACACGUCCGAAGACGUCCUCGAGAAACCGUGUCCAAAUCGUCACCGGACUGCGUAGGCUUCUUAACUUUUUGAUUCUCUGAAUGCAAGAAACGCCACACCGGUUGGGAAAGGGCAUGUGGGAGGUUAGGUCAGUCUCAGUGACAUGCUUCCUUGUCUUUUAAAAAAAGCAGCAGCUCUUAGCUUCUGGGUUAUUUUGUUUUAUUUCUUCUGACCAACUCUUGUGCACACAGAGAUAAUGCUUCAUCUGGGAUUUCUUCCCUCAGUUUGACUAGCCGGGGCUGGAACCUCUUUUACUUUAUUCUGUUUUAAAUGGGCAGAGUUAAGGUGAUGGUUAAAUACAUUAUUCGUGCUAUAGAAGGCUGGCUAGUAGAGCUUCCUGGGAUGUGCCUUGGCUGGCCCCCUGGGCGUGUUUAGCCACUGCUUUGGGGAUGACCGCUGGCCUCCUUCCCAACCAUCUCCUCUGCUCCGAUUUCAACUUUGUUGUUGUUGUUGUUGUUGUUUACAUAUGUGAGUGAGACGGAUUCAGAGCGAAUCGGCCAAGCCACAAGUGAGGAGCAGGGGGAACGUUGCUCGCCUCGACUCUACGAGGUCCCGUGGACCUGUCGGCAAAACGAUGCGUGCUUUCUGUAGUGCCUACGUUGGGUCUUGUGGGCCGCGGAGGCCUCCCUUGGAGCCCCGGAAAAGGUUCUCGCAGGCAGGAGACGAAUCGACUUCUCUUCGGCAAGGCCGGGGUAGCCGUUCAAGCAGAAAGCCAGGGGGGGGGGCCCGGCUGAGCUGGGAAAGAGGAGAAGGCGUCGGCUGGCUGCUGGAAGCCAGCUGCUGCCUUGAUGUCCUUUGCAACAUCUGCAAAAAAGACAGGCAGCAGAGCGGUCCAACCCCACCUUUCCUGCCUGGAUGCUGCCGCCACUCCUCGGGAUCAGCUCCGACCGGGUUCACAGGGGUCAAGAAAGCUCGGUUUUCCUCCCUGUGCCGCACCAGGAACAUUGAGACGGGGGUCCCCCAGGCAGGGCAAUGCCAGGGGAGGAAGGGGGGGGGAGUGCCACGUCGCCCGCCCUGCCCACGUCACCCCCACUCCCUUGAGAGCGAGCAGCCCUUGGCUUUUUCUGCUGAUGCCUGGAUCGUGCCUUAGUUGAACUUUUUUGUGUUGGGGAGAAGGAACACAGUCCCGCCCCCUCCCCAAAACAGCUCUGAUUUUUUUAAAAAAAAUGCCACACUCGAUCCAGCUCUCUUUUACUUUCAGUAUGCAAAUCUGUAUUCAGCGACUCCAAGACAGCUAGAAAGAGACUUCCCUUGUCCCAAAGACCAAACGAUUCAGCGUUACUGGCAGGCUGUGCUUCCAGGAAUUCCACGGUCUUUCCCCUGCCUCCUGUAAUGUAGACGGCCCCUUCAGCAACAGGCAUGACUGGGGAGAUUUUUGCAGAGAUGGACGCAAAAGGAGGCGUUUUGUCAGUCCACCCGCUUGCUGACUCUUGCUUGUUCUCUCCCUCUUUUCAAGGCCCCCCCUCCCACUUCCAUUGGCUUCCUCUUCAUUAUAGGAACGUAGGAAGCUGCCUCCUACUGAGUCAGACGCUUGGUCCUUCUGGCUUAGUACUGUCUACACUGACUGGCAGCAGCUCUCCCAGGGUUCAGGCAGGAGACCCGCCAGGCAAUGCCUCCAGGGAUCUCCACGGGAUGCCCACAAACAAGUUGAACUCAGAACAACUUGUUCCAGGUUGUAGGAGAGAGGGGCCCUUUUCAUCUCCAGGACCAACCCGAGAAGAAUGAACUUAAUGGUUGAAUCGGCUGAGGAGGGAGAUACCAGAACACAGUUGUGCAGACUAACUGUGGCGUGCCCAAGACCUUAAGAUGCUUGAUUUAGGACGACCACCUCUGUGUAAGGGAUGCCCAUCGGCUAAGCCUGUCCUCCUCCUGAAGGGUUCGUUUGUGGACAUCCCUGUGGAGAUGCCCACAAACGGGAUGGGCCCUUCUGCACGGGAAGCAGAUGCCCAGCCACUUGCUUGGGCCGGGUUCAGUCCUUGGCAGCAUCUCCAGGUCGGGUUGGGAAAGACUCCUGCCUGAAACCUGGGAACGCUGCUUCUCCUGGCCAUGGCGAGCCAGGGGUGGAGUCAGGCAGGAAGCCCUGGCACCUUUCCGUCGUUUUAUUUUUCUUGGGAGGACAACCAGGGUGUCGUCCAAGGCUGCCCACGCCCAAGAGGGGGUGGAAGCCAACGGUCCAAUCCCGGAGCUCAGGGGCUGCCGGUUGGGGAGCGAUUCAGAACGCCGGCCUGGCUCGAAGUGCAAAGCGGGUUCCUUUGUGGCGUUUGGUUUCUUUGUUACUUGUCGGCGGGUAGGGUAAAUCCGGCACGUGGCCAGGCCGAGCCACGCACCGCUUGUGUUGUGUUUUUUUUAACAGACGUGGGUUCUUGUGGAUAAGUAUUUUUGUAUGUGUCGUCUUUGCUCUCCAAAUUGUUUCCAGUGAGGAGCUUCCUUCCGACACGUGGCCUGAUGACCCCACCCCACCCCACCCCUAGACACACUCUGGAGGUCCCCCCUGCAAGAGAUUGUCACUGUCGGUUCUUUCUCAGCACUGCAGGGGAUGAUCACCUUCCACUCAUGGCGGAUGGAAGCAGGGGCGUAGCUAUAAUUGAGCAGAGGGGUUCAAAGAACUUGGGGGGCCCAGCUCCACCCCUCCCUGCUUUCUUAAUUAUCUCCCUCACGCCGAAGGGAGAGGGGCAAACACAGACCCUCUUUCUCCCCUAGCUAUGUCCCUGGAUGGACGUCUCCUUUGCCAUGAGUCUCACUCAAGUCAAGUUCCACCAGACUUCAUGAAAAGGUGGCGUUCACCCACAUCAAGGGGAAUGGACAUCCGCCAUUCUUUAGCGAGCAGGAGACGGGUCAGGAGAAGCAUCCCUGCCUACGGUUUGUACUAGGCCUGUGCAGUCAGAUCGUCUCAACCGGCAUCUUGGACGGAUAGUCUUGAUAGAGGGACGAUCGGAAUCAAUUCCACGAACAACAGGAGUGAGACUCCAGAUUUGGAAGCCUGACUGGAUUCCUUCCUCUUGUUCUGGAAUCAUUUUCCCUUCUGAUAAGCCCCUCUCAGCUGGAGAGCAUUUCCAAACGACCUGCUCGCUGUUUCUUGGCUGAGAAGUUGGAACAGGCCAUUUAAAAAUCAUUUCUGUGGGAACAGGUGGUUUGGACAGCAUGCUGUCUUGAAAGGGGCCUCAAACCACCUGGUUUUAAGAAAGCAAGCUGUCAAAAUCCUUCCCAUUCCCCAGAGGGGCUUUCCCCGCUGGGGUUGCAUUUCGAGAAAGCAAGCGGUUAAAAUCCCACCUUUUGAACUCAGCCUCUGACACCAAACUUUGACCAUCUGGACUUGACCUUGACCUUGACUGUCGCAGAACACGCUCUGCUUGAGCGUGAGAACUUGGCCUUGAACGUGUUCCAAUUCAAGGUCUGAUGGUCGAGUUGCUUUGGUGACAGUCAGCUUCAAAGGGAGAAUCAGGCACGGUGAGAGGUGGCAACCCCCACUCUUUCAGUAGGUCCCUCUGGGGUGGGGGGUUGCCCCCCUCCCACCAGCCCCAUUUCAAGAAUGGACCACUUUCUUAAAGGGCCAGCCCUACACUCUCGGCUAAGGAGCAGCUUAAAAGGAAAAGGGAAUCACUUUCAAAUCCCAGGACUAUCAGAAAAUUAUCAGAUUUCUGAUCCAGCUGGCCUGACAAUUUUCCUAUCAGGUUGUCUCAGAUCUGAUCAUUUCCAGCAGGCACAGGCCUAGUCUCUGCCCUGCCUGCCCAGGGUUGGCCCUCCUGUACCUCCCACUGGAGACGACGGGAGAUGUCGUACAAAAACAGCUGGAAAGCUGAAGUGGGCCAGGCCAGGUCUAAACCCAUAUUCUUUGAGCGGAGCUGAAAGCUGGAAAGAAAAUGGGACCCACAAACUUUGGAAAGAGUACAGAAUCCUACGGAAUGGUAGGCUUCCACGCCCUAUGCAAUUCCUCUUCAACUUUCACAUACCUUGAGACCCUUCACCACCUGGCCCUGCUAAGAGGACGGGUCUCCUUCCUUUUUUCUGCAACUGCAAGACCGUGAAUUGCAGAUUAAAAUGCAACUCCUUUGCUUUGCAGAUCUAGAAGUCUAGAUCUAGAAUUUAGGCCCAACAAGCGGAAGUACUUUCCCACACAAUCCUAAUCACCCAAACGUUGCUGGACCACAACUCUCAUCACCCCCUGCCCCUCUCGAUUUCAAGGUCUGAGAUUUCCGCCCGAGCUUGACGGUCUCUGCCGUCGGUCUCUCAACGUUUUUCUUACGUUGAAGCAAUACAACCCAACUUCCACCCCGGCUGACUAGGGUUCAAAUCAAGAGAAAGCGACAGUGGCAUGAGGCAGGGGUGCUAAAGGGUGGGUCCCCGAAGGCCAUUGUGUCUGGGGAUGAUGGGAGUUGUAGUCCCACACCAUCACUUGGGGGCCCACACUUGAGACUCCCUGGCGUAAGGAGUCGUCAAACCGGGGGACACCAGAGUCCGGCUUAGGUGCCUGUCUUCCCCUGCAAGACAUUCAACAAGGUCUCGACUGCUUCCCGCCACCUUACCACGCGGUCAUCCGUCUUAGCCACACUGUCAACUACCUUCUCUUGGCCACAGAAAUGCCGCUGCUGCAGCCAGGGGCGGGUAGGAGGGAAUCUGCCUCUGUCAAACUUUCCGAUGUCAUUUCUGUUGGGUUCCAUGUAUGUAAAUACAAAUGGUUUUCUUUUUUUAAAUCUAUGUACGUCCCCAAAAAUAAAACAAAACAAACCAACCCCGCCUCUCUAGAGAAGACAUAUACGACUGUGAGAGCGAAGCUAACUGCAUAACCUUCUAGGCAACGGCUGCUGGUCCCCCUCCAUUGCGCUUCUCGACAAUUUGGACUGAUAAGGCAGCUUCUGUAUUUACGGAAUGAACCAAUAAAAGAAACAGAAAUAUCAAGCCUUA